Molecule: messenger RNA, 1581 nt
Organism: Chenopodium quinoa (quinoa)
Lineage: Eukaryota; Viridiplantae; Streptophyta; Magnoliopsida; Caryophyllales; Amaranthaceae
Product: dnaJ protein homolog ANJ1
Exons: 6
Coding region: 100-1353 (417 amino acids)
Biological process (GO): protein refolding; response to heat
Cellular component (GO): cytoplasm; cytosol
Molecular function (GO): ATP binding; Hsp70 protein binding
Source: RefSeq, a predicted model, not a curated record
AUAUAAGUAAAUUUCCAAAAUAACAAAGAAUUCUCAGGAAAAAUUGUGUACUUGUUUGUUCUUCACCUCUGAAAGUUCAACUUUUGGGAGAGAGAAAAGAUGUUCGGAAGAGCACCAAAGAAGAGUGAUAACACCAGGUAUUAUGAGAUCUUAGGUGUACCAAAAGAUGCAUCUCCUGAAGAUUUGAAGAGGGCUUAUAAAAAAGCCGCCAUUAAAAAUCAUCCUGAUAAGGGUGGUGAUCCCGAGAAGUUUAAAGAGCUAGCUCAUGCAUAUGAGGUCCUCAGUGAUCCUGAAAAGCGUGAGAUCUAUGACCAAUAUGGUGAGGAUGCACUUAAGGAAGGAAUGGGUGGAGGUGGCGGCAUGCACGAUCCUUUCGACAUCUUCCAGUCCUUCUUUGGAGGAAGUCCAUUUGGUGGUGGUGGUAGUAGCCGAGGAAGAAGGCAAAGGCGGGGAGAGGAUGUAGUUCAUCCUCUGAAGGUAUCCCUUGAAGAUCUCUUUACUGGUACAGCAAAGAAGCUCUCCCUCUCUCGCAAUGUAAUAUGUUCAAAGUGUACUGGCAAAGGAUCAAAAUCUGGAGCUUCCAUGAAGUGUUCCGGAUGUCAAGGUACCGGUAUGAAGGUGUCUAUCAGACAUCUGGGCCCCUCAAUGAUCCAGCAGAUGCAGCACCCGUGUAAUGAAUGCAAAGGAACUGGAGAGACAAUCAAUGACAAAGAUCGGUGCCCUCAGUGCAAAGGUGAGAAGGUUGUGCAGGAGAAGAAGGUCUUAGAGGUUGUUGUGGAGAAGGGCAUGCAACAUGGACAGAAAAUUACUUUCCCUGGAGAGGCUGAUGAAGCUCCUGAUACUGUCACUGGAGAUAUUGUCUUUGUCCUGCAGCAGAAAGAGCAUCCUAAGUUCAAGAGAAAGGGCGAAGAUCUCUUUUAUGAGCAUACUCUGAGCCUGACUGAAGCUCUUUGUGGCUUUAGAUUUGUGCUGACCCACCUUGAUGGAAGGCAACUUCUUAUCAAAUCAAAUCCGGGAGAAGUUAUCAAGCCUGAUCAAUUCAAGGCAAUUGAUGAUGAGGGUAUGCCAAUUUACCAGAGGCCAUUCAUGAAGGGCAAGAUGUACAUCCAUUUCACAGUGGAGUUCCCCGAUUCUUUGAACCCUGAUCAGGUUAAAGCGUUGGAAGCGAUCCUUCCGCCUAAGCCAUCAAUGGCACUCACAGACAUGGAGUUGGAUGAAUGUGAAGAGACAACAUUGCACAAUGUCAACAUUGAAGAAGAAAUGAAAAGGAAGCAAACCCAGGCACAGCAGGAGGCAUAUGAUGAAGAUGACGAGCCUGCUGGGGCUCAGAGGGUCCAGUGUGCUCAACAGUGAUUUUAUUGAUCUAAUAGCUACAAUCAUAUGACUUGUCUUUGAAUUUAGUGUUUGUGCUCGGAAAACUUAUGUCCUUGCCUUAUUGCUAUCCAUAGUUCUCCUAUUUGUGGCAAUUUUGAGUUUAUUGCUGGGUGUACUGUAGUUACUGCAUAGGAGUUAUAGAAUAUGUAUCGGUAACAGUCAGUUAGUAAACUAUAAAGAAAUUAAAGUUAAUCUUUCAAUUUGAAA